This is a messenger RNA of Frankliniella occidentalis (western flower thrips), 1196 nucleotides long. Its product is annotated as CDAN1-interacting nuclease 1. Lineage: Eukaryota; Metazoa; Arthropoda; Insecta; Thysanoptera; Thripidae. The record is from RefSeq and is a predicted model, not a curated record. The transcript is spliced from 7 exons. Bases 151 to 1020 code for a protein of 289 amino acids.
UAUGAAAAAUUCAUCGAUCGAAUUAUAGUGUUUUUAAAACAGUUCAUGUGAAAUAUUUUUACAUAGUUUUUCUACUAUUAUUUUUAUUUAUUUAUUUGCGCCUUCCAUUCAUUUCCAUUAAAUUUUAUACCAGACUUUUAACGUAGUAAGAUGCCAGGUAUGUCAUUGGAACUUUACCGAGAAAUCUGCACUGAAAUGAAGAAUUUCAAAGGAUCUGCCAGAGAGUGCAACUUUUAUUUGUGUGAGAAGUUUCCUGAUGUUCCAAACCUAUCACUAGGUAGUAUUUAUUCCCUGGAGUAUCAACGGCGUAUGAAACAAAACCAUGCCCGGAUAUCAUCUGCUGCUGCAAAAUAUUACGAUAGAUUUCAGGAAGCUGUGAACAGGGGGGACGAACCAGGUAUCAUUCUUCGCAUUGCCCAAGAAGUUGAUAUAUCCCCUGCUCUCCUGGCUCGAAUGAUUUUAGAGCAGCAUUAUGAACGGCUUGCGCCAGAACUUGCGAUUUCGGUUUCAAAAGCUCUUAUAUCUAGAAAGAUGAAAGACACUACCCUAAUAGAAGACAGAGAUGUUGCUUAUGAAGUUUAUUUGAGCACUCUACAUGAUGAUCAAUAUGGACCAUUAGCUGAUGUUGGAAAACACUCGCUUGGUCAAGAGUUUGAAUUAAAGCUGCAAAGAAUAGCUAAGGAUUUGAAACUAGCUUUUCGAGGAGAAGAGCAUCUUCGGCUGAAGGGCUUUGAUAAAACACCUGACUUAAAAUUAGACAUACCAAUCGCUGUGGACGGCUUCAUAGUGAAUUGGAUAGAAAGCAAAGCACUUUUUGGUGAUGAAGAAGGUCAUCGGGGGUACCUUAAAGACCAGUACCUUAGCUACUGGAAUAGAUUUGGUACUGGCCUAGUCAUAUAUUGGCUGGGAUAUCUUGAAACUUUAGAUCAAAUGAACGAAAAGAAAAUCAUAAUUAUGAGCGAUUUUCCCAGUAACAUAACUAAAAUGAAUCCUCACUGUAUAAAGCCACCCCAGUUAUAACACCAGAGAUUUAUUACUUUCUUUUAGAUUUUGUUAAAAAUAGCUUUUAAAAUAUGAAGUACACAGUACCUUUUUCUAAAGACCCUUAUGAUUUUAUUUUUCUUUGAAUAAAAUAUAAUAAAUAAAUUUGUACAUAUAUAUCAUGCCAAAAAUAUAUUACUUGCACAGAUCGUUAA